Messenger RNA from Brienomyrus brachyistius, 2566 nucleotides. Its product is annotated as cytochrome P450 3A30-like. The transcript has 14 exons. Bases 273 to 1772 code for a protein of 499 amino acids. NCBI's taxonomy places the organism in Eukaryota, Metazoa, Chordata, Actinopteri, Osteoglossiformes, Mormyridae. The record is from RefSeq and is a predicted model, not a curated record. Gene Ontology annotation, molecular function: heme binding; oxidoreductase activity, acting on paired donors, with incorporation or reduction of molecular oxygen, reduced flavin or flavoprotein as one donor, and incorporation of one atom of oxygen; iron ion binding.
CUCCAUAUAUGGCGUGUAAAUCUGAGACACUGACACGACACGUGAGACUGAACAAAGCAAUGAUGUAGGAAAGGGAGGCAGAGCUCGUUACAUAAUCCGGACUGUUUGCCUUUCAGCAGUAAAAGUUGCUGGUAAAUUAUUAACAGAGCAACGCAGUACCGUCCCGAUAAGGUUUUAAAAGCCGUCGGAGCCAUACAGAGCUGAGAAGUUGAAACGCCAUUUCAGGUUAUAUCUCUCACUAUAUUUUUCGAAAGGCAGAAGAGGACUGAACCAUGAGCUACGCUUGGUAUUUCUCAGCAGAGACCUGGGCCCUGAUUUUAUUAUUACUCACCUUAGUUAUCGCUUAUGGAUAUUGGCCUUUUGGAUUCUUUAAAAAGCUGGGAAUUCCAGGGCCAAAGCCCCUCCCAUUUAUCGGAACACUUUUGGAAUACCGCAAGGGCUUCUUCAAUUAUGAUCUGGAGUGUUUCCAAAAAUAUGGGAAAAUAUGGGGAAUAUAUGAUGGCAGACAGCCUGUAUUGGCUAUUAUGGAUCCAGGAAUGGUCAAAACCAUACUAAUCAAAGAAUGCUACUCCUUCUUUACUAAUAGACAAAACCUUGGCCUCAGUGGCCCCCUGCAUGAUGCUGUCAAUCUCGCAGAGGAUGAGCAGUGGAAGAGAAUUCGCAGUGUACUUUCUCCCUCCUUCACCAGCGGUCGUCUCAAGGAGAUGUUUACCAUUAUGAAGAAACAUUCCAGUACAUUAGUGAAGAACCUGAAGAAGACAGCUGACAAGGAUGAAUCAGUGGAAAUGAAAGAUUUUUUUGGCGCAUACAGUAUGGAUUCUGUGACAAGCACAGCCUUCAGCAUUGACAUUGACUCUCUCAACAAUCCCAAAGACCCCUUUGUCACCAACAUCAAGAAAUUGCUGAAAUUCAAUUUUCUCAAUCCUCUUUUCCUCUUUGUUGCAUUUUUUCCUUUCAUGACGUCGCUGCUGGAGAAGUUGGACUUCACCUUCUUCCCUUCCUCUGUGACCGAUUUCUUUUAUGCCUCUCUUCAGAAAAUAAAGGCUGAGCGACAGACUAAAGUCCACAAAGAUCGAGUGGACUUCUUACAGCUGAUGGUGGACUCCCAGAUAACAGAAAAGGAAUGUAAUGAAAAUGAUGUAAAAGGACUGACAGACCAUGAGAUCCUCUCUCAGUCCAUGAUCUUCAUCUUUGCCGGUUACGAGACCACCAGCAGCACCUUGUCGUUCUUGUCCUACAACUUGGCCAGAAACCCUGAAGUCAUGAAAAAGCUACAAAACGAGAUCGACGAGACCUUUCCCAAUAAGGCCCCGGUGACAUAUGACAAAUUGAUGGAAUUGGAGUACCUCGACAUGACCUUGAACGAAUCCUUGCGGAUUUACCCCGUUGCAGGCCGUCUUGAGAGGGUUUGCAAAAAGACCAUUGAGAUUAAUGGGGUCAUCAUUCCCAAGGGAACUGUGGUCAUUAUCCCAACUUUUGCUCUACACCGUGAUCCCGAUGUUUGGACUGAUCCUGAGGACUUUGACCCAGAGAGGUUUAAUAAGAAGAACAAAGAGAGUAUAGAUCCAUACUUAUAUUUGCCUUUUGGAGCUGGGCCCCGCAACUGCAUUGGAAUGAGAUUCGCUCUUGUCCUUGUGAAACUGGCUAUAGUUGAGAUCCUUCAAAACUUCGACAUUGUUUUGGGCAAAGAGACACCCAUACCACUUGUACUGGACAUUCAAGGACUGCUUACACCUAAAAGUCCGAUAAAACUGAAACUCAUCCCACGCUGAUGCUUCCAAGAUGCCAUUAAUAAUGAAAAGUGAAUGCAUAUAAAUGUAUGAAACCUAUGUGUCACGGGAGAUCGGCAGCGAUCGCGGGCAGAGCGGCGAUAGUGCGGGCAAGCGGGGAAGCAGGAAGCAGGCAGGCAGGAUUCGGGACGAAACAAGGGGUUUAAUCGAAAUCUAGGGCAGGGAACACAGGACGGCUACAGACAUCAAUGACAGACAAGGCAAACAGGUAAGACCAGGACUUAAAUAAGACAGGACCAAGCAAAGUAAAUGGACAAAGCUGGAGACGAUCAGGGAAGCACACGUGGGUAAUCAGGGGGCGUGGCACACACGAGGAGCGGAAGGAGCGGGCGUCACACUAUGUGUAUUUCGUUCGUCUGAGACAAAUUGUCUGGUAUUUUCCCCAAUCAUUAGCCUAAUGUUGUAAUUAUAGCUAUACAAUGAAAAGACUCAUUCAGUGUAAUUUUCUGAAAAAUUUUCUUGAAAGUUUGAAGUUUUCUGAUAUUACUUUCAUGUUUACGUACUGUUGGGAUAUUUUCUUCUCUGUGUGUUUUCCUGCCAGUGUUUCACCGUGUAUCUGUGGUUUACACUCCAGUAGUAUCUUUAUGUUACUCCCAUAUUUGUAAAAUGAUAUAUUCUUCUAUGCUCUGUUCAGGACCACUAUGAGUAGUUAAUAUUAGUAAUGCUUAUAUAAUGUGAAUGUUCAGUUUUUAAGAAGAACUGACUCUGAAAAGUGUUACUCAGUCUAUUGUUUGAAGAAUCUCUCUUAGAUUAAAUAAGCAAUUGUUUUUAUGGAA